AUGAACGUAGAUUCAACUAGCAACCUAAGUUUUUUCCUACCAAAGCAACCUGAAAUAGGUAAAAUUAAAAAUUGUGAUGGUCAAUCUCCACCAGUCUUCACUCCAUUAAAAAUUAGAUCAAUGUCACUAAAUAAUCGCUUGGGCAUUUCACCCAUGUGUGUGUAUUCAAGUUCCAUUGAGAUUGAUAACGUUGCCACUGAAUUCCACAAAAUCCAUUAUGGAAGCUUAGCGUCAAGGGCGCCAGGUUUAAUUAUAGUAGAAUCGGUUGCCGUGGAUCCAAUUGGUCUCAUUACUCCCAAUGAUCUAGGACUAUGGAAUGAAAAACAGGCUACAUCCCAGUUUAAUCAAAUAACCCAAGUAUGCCAUGCCUUUAACACAAAAGUUGGCGUUCAAAUCAGUCAUGCUGGUAGAUUAGCUAGUAGUGCCCCGCCAUAUAAAAAUUUUAGUUAUAGUCUAAAAGAAACAGAAGGCGGUUGGCCAAGCAAAAUCAUUGCUCCAAGUGCUGCUUCGUUUGAUCCACAAAACUUCCCAACACCCAAGAAAAUGACAAUCACAGAAGUCAAAGAAAUGAUUAAAAAGUUUGGCCAUUCUGCUAGGUUAGCAGUAAAGGCUGGGUAUGAUUUUAUCGAAAUUCAUGCAGCUCAUGGUUAUUUAAUCAGUGAAUUCCUUUCUCCUCUAUGUAACACGAGAAAUGAAAACGAUGAAUAUGGUGGAAAUUGGGAAAAUAGAAUAAGAUUUUUGAUCGAAAUUGUAGAUGAAAUACGUGAAAAUAUUCCAGUUGAUAUGCCAUUAUUUGUUCGUGUGUCUGCAAGUGAAUAUAUGGAAGGUAAAGUUCCUGAAUCCUGGACCAUAAAUGACACAUGCAAAUUAUCUUUAGAAUUAUACAAACAUGGUGUUGAUGUUUUAGAUGUUUCUUCCGGUGGUAUUGAUAAAGACGGUGUUGCUCCUACCCCUAGUAAAGAUACUAUUUCUUCUCACCGUGCAUUGCCACAUGAAUUUUUUUGUGAAAAAAUUAGAGAGACCAGCAAGGAGCUAAUUAUAGCUUCACCAGGUAGAAUUUUUACGGGACCAGAGGCCAAUAGACUGGUUACACAAGGUAUUGUAGAUAUCCCAUUAAUUGGCAGAGCAGCUUUAAAAAAUCCAGGUAUCGUUUGGACAAUGGCUGACGAGUUAAAUGUUGAGUUAGAACAGGCGGUUGAAUAUGGUUGGCCAUUUUAA
Molecule: messenger RNA, 1218 nt
Organism: Saccharomycodes ludwigii
Lineage: Eukaryota; Fungi; Ascomycota; Saccharomycetes; Saccharomycodales; Saccharomycodaceae
Exons: 1
Coding region: 1-1218 (405 amino acids)
Cellular component (GO): intracellular anatomical structure
Molecular function (GO): NADP binding; FMN binding; NADPH dehydrogenase activity
Source: RefSeq, a predicted model, not a curated record